Vicia villosa (hairy vetch) is the source of this 711-nucleotide messenger RNA. RefSeq lists its product as uncharacterized. Lineage: Eukaryota; Viridiplantae; Streptophyta; Magnoliopsida; Fabales; Fabaceae. The transcript has a single exon. The record is from RefSeq and is a predicted model, not a curated record. Bases 1 to 711 code for a protein of 236 amino acids.
AUGGGAACUGAAAGAAGAAAAACAAAAAGAUACACUUUCAAGAGUCCAAAGAUAGAAGAAUUGAGAAAAUUAGGAUCCUUAAUUGCCAAUCAAGAGAGUUUUUGUGACAAGUAUGGAAAGUUCUUGUAUCUCCUCAAAACAAAGAUAAAAGAAGGAAUUCUCUCUACAUUGGUCCAAUCCUAUGAUCCCUUGUAUCAUUGUUCCACCUUCCCUAAUUAUCAAAUUUUGCCAACAUUGGAAGAGUAUGCAAGUAUCAUAGGAUUGCCCAUUACUGGAAAGAUUCCCUUUACUGGUUUAGAAGGAGACACCAAGUCUCAUGACAUUGCCAAGUUCUCUCAUUUAAGGAAUGAUGAGAUUGAGAAGAAUAUGGUCACCAAAGGAGGAUUACUUGGAUUUCCUGCUCAAUUUAUGAUCGAGAAAGCUCUUGCCUUUUCAAAAGAAGAAAGAAUGGAUGACUUUGAAGCUGUCUUUGCCAUGCUUGUUUAUGGACUGUUCUUGUUCCCAGAUAGUGAAAACUUCGUUGAUAUUAAUGCAAUCAAAGUCUCCAUGAAAGGAAACCAUGUUCCUACUUUGCUUGGGGACACUUACUAUUCCAUUCACUUGAGGAAUUCCUAUGGAAAGGGAAUGAUUACCUUUUGUACUCCUUUUCUAUACAAGUGGUACAUCUCUCAUUUUCCAAACACCAAUGAUUUUUGGGACCUUCAAGAAUGA